AUGUCUACGCGAUCACCAACGUCCGCCAACUUGGUCGACCCUCUUGGACUGAUAAAUGAUACGACGUUGGUGCACGAGCAGUCCGAAAUGCACCCACACGAGUGUGAAGAGAAGCUCACUCCCGAAUCGAUCAAGGACAUGAUACCUGAUCGUAAGCAAAACAAGUCCCCUGAUUCCCCAGAUAGAACUUUUGUUAAGGAUGAGGAGGUGUACCGACCGCCCGACCAUCUGGGAGACCAAGAAGAAGCGGUCGCCGACGCAGGAGAACAGGAGUGCACGUCAUACCAACGCUCAGGUGGAACAUUAUUCGCGGAAGAUGUUGGCCAACACAUGGCAGUCUUAUCGGAGGUGGACACGACGCUAUGCGAGGUAAGGAUUGAGGAUGUACAGGUGGGCGAAUUGGGAGUUCCAUUGACGAAAGAGCAAGAAUAA
Molecule: messenger RNA, 432 nt
Organism: Peronospora matthiolae
Lineage: Eukaryota; Oomycota; Peronosporomycetes; Peronosporales; Peronosporaceae
Source: the annotation of a GenBank genome assembly